Molecule: messenger RNA, 1298 nt
Organism: Punica granatum (pomegranate)
Lineage: Eukaryota; Viridiplantae; Streptophyta; Magnoliopsida; Myrtales; Lythraceae
Source: RefSeq, a predicted model, not a curated record
GAAAAAAAGAGUCCUCCGGGUUCCGGAGCUCGGCGAUGGCAUCGAAGGAAUCGGAACCCAAUGCCCUUUAUCGCUGGAAGUCCGCAACUUGUCCACUGGAAUAAUCGAAGCUUCCGACAUUGACGGCAAAGUCUGCUCCUUUUUGUUGUUCGCUUAGCAGCUGAACCGACCUUGCUGGAGAAGCAUAGUUCUGUUGCAGCCCUUUGACAACGCUCGAGCUAUGGGUUCUUUGAUUUGCCCGUUGGGCUCCCAUGCGUUGCUCGGGAGGAAUCUCAAUGGAGGUUACGAGCUUCAGAGGUCACCUAGUUUACAGAGGCGUGAUGUGGGUUUCAGCUUCUUGAAGAGUGAGACCUGCCCGCGGAGCAGGACUGUGGUCUGCAGGUGUGAGCCUGCUGAUUUUGAGGAGAGGAAGAGCCCAAAUGAGGUCAGGAAGGAGAUGCGGCAAUGUUAUGACCUCAUCAAUAAUCUCGGAAGGGGAGUUGUUUACUUAGGUUCCUCCAGGAUGGGACCAGAUCACUUGCAUUAUUCACGGGUGUUCGAGUUGGCCCAAGAGAUUGCCAAACUUUUGGAUUGUACUUCAUGGUCGGGGGCUGGUCCUGGACUCAUGGAUGCUGCCACAAAGGGUGCUUUGGAGGCAGGAAAGCCAGUUGGUGGAUUUAAGAUAGGUAAAGAAGCCAGUGAAUGGACGACCUCGAAUCAUCACCCUUACCUAGCUUCCGAAUCUUAUCUGACUUGCAGGUUUUUCUCUGCACGGAAGCACGGGUUAGUGGACGCUGCAGUUAGGAAGAGCAACUCUGACAGAACUGCAGUAGUUGCUCUCCCUGGUGGAAUAGGAACGUUAGAUGAGAUGUUUGAAAUUAUGGCUCUAAUUCAGCUGGAGAGGAUAGGUUCUGAGCUUCCGGUUCCGUUCCUGUUGAUGAACUACGACUCUUUCUACUCAAAGCUGCUGGACUUUCUCGUUGAUUGCAAGAGUUGGGGUACUGUCUUCGAAGGAGAAGUUGAAUCACUGUGGAAGGUCUGUGACAAUAACUCUGAAGCUUUGGAGUAUUUGUCCAAGUUUUACAGUCUCCCUUGAGUUGGGGCAAUUGAUGGGCGAUAUGCUGUCUCGUAAUGAAGCAAUUGGCAGACCAGUAACUCGGGUUAUUCUAUCUAAGCUUCAACCUCUUGUUCGAGGAUAAUUCUUAAUUCUCAAUGUUGAAUAACAGUGUCGCUGUUAUAGUGGCAUCGACAACAAUGUCAUCAUUGGAUGUGAAAUUUCAACCUCAUCAGAAUUCUAUGGCUUGAAAUACCUUUGCUCC